CAUCCCUUCGUUAUUGUUUGGUUUUGUGUUAAAUUUGUUGAUUUUGGCUACGGGCUCUUCAGUUUGCAGUCAGAUCGCCAAGUGUCAACAACACUCCUCAAAGCUUAGAAUUCGUGUAGUUUGCGGUUCGUAAACAAAUUGACGUUUCGUUUCGCCAUCGUGAGGAUCGUGCUAUAAUCAUGUCCAUGAGAUCGAUUAUGCCACCGCAAACCUACUCGCGCCUGUUUAGGCCGUGGGAUGCAGCUGAGGGCAAGGAUAGUCCCAGCCCCAGCAAAUCUAGUGACUGUGGUAGUGAUAGAGUGAUUAAACAUGAACCCUGUGAUGUUGCAGUUCGUGCACGACUAGAUAUGGAGAGUCCGGUUUCUUCCGAGCCUCAAUCACCCAUGCUGAGUCCCGUCAAGUUCCCGUUGAUCGGAACACCUGAAUUGGAUACUGCUAGUGCUUUUCUGGGGCACCCCGCGGAUUUGGCUUCAUACUACUACUACUGCAGCCAGCAGAAAUUGGGAAUGGAUUUGAUUCCGCCGGGAUUGAAUUUUACCGGAUUACCAAUCGAUCCGUUGUCCUACGAACAAAUGGAACAGGAAUAUUUUCGGGUUCUCACCGAGGACGCCAAAGCGAAACUUUUGAGCAGUCGGAAGCAACGGCCAAAGAAAUUCAAGUGUCCCCACUGUGAGGUUGCGUUCUCCAACAAUGGCCAACUGAAAGGUCACAUCCGCAUCCAUACCGGUGAACGACCAUUCAAGUGUGACGAAGUAAGCUGCGGAAAGACGUUCACCCGCAACGAGGAACUAACCCGGCACAAGCGAAUCCACACCGGAAUACGCCCGUACGCCUGCCAGACCUGCGGCAAAAAGUUCGGCCGACGGGAUCACCUGAAAAAGCACACCAAAACGCAUAUGCCUCAGGAGCGGUACACGUACGGAUUGGCCCCAGCCGCCAUGCUGAUGCCAAUGUAUACGGCCGCGUCGCAUCUGUACGGUUACUAG
Topomyia yanbarensis is the source of this 986-nucleotide messenger RNA. RefSeq names its product early growth response protein 3 (gene hkb). Bases 180 to 986 code for a protein of 268 amino acids. The transcript is spliced from 2 exons. The record is from RefSeq and is a predicted model, not a curated record. Lineage: Eukaryota; Metazoa; Arthropoda; Insecta; Diptera; Culicidae. Gene Ontology annotation, biological process: regulation of transcription by RNA polymerase II. Gene Ontology annotation, molecular function: RNA polymerase II cis-regulatory region sequence-specific DNA binding; DNA-binding transcription factor activity, RNA polymerase II-specific.